Molecule: messenger RNA, 1251 nt
Organism: Ceraceosorus guamensis
Lineage: Eukaryota; Fungi; Basidiomycota; Exobasidiomycetes; Ceraceosorales; Ceraceosoraceae
Exons: 4
Coding region: 148-840 (230 amino acids)
Source: RefSeq, a predicted model, not a curated record
UCAUAAAGCAAGCUUUUUGGCGCUCGUCGGGACGCCAAUCGUCGUCUACUUUUGUCCUUCGCCUUUGUGCUAGAGGCUCAUCGUCGCUUUUCCCUCGCAGCUACACCAUCAUUCCCGGUUACAUUUCAUCCACACGACAGCGUCGACAUGGCUGUGAAGUUGCGAGCAUUAUUCAUGCUUGCCGCCACUUUGCAAAUGGUAGCGAGCGCUCCUAGUGGCUCACCGACGAGCAACGAAAGCAGUACUCCUCGCCUUUUAUUUCCCAUUGACGGAUCUGAGAGCGGAAAGACUUCGCCCCACUCGCCCGUUCAUUCAUGGCCAACACGCCCGAAUACGCCACCUAGUCCUGAUUACAAGAACGAUCCAAAGUUCAACCUCAUGCUUCAAGGCAGUGACAGCGACAGAGAGCACUGGUCUGACGAGGAACAGCGCCAGGCGCACGCCAAACAGAUUCGCGGCGAAAGCCUUGCCGGUCCGCUCUCUCCGACCUCUGCUAGCAAGGCGCGCAACUCGAUCAUGGCCCUGCACUUGGCUAAAGAUCCAGAGCAUGCGCAUGAGCGUGCAAUGCGCGAAUACGCUGCCUUGGAUGACGCCGAAAAAGGGCGGAGGCUGGAGAGUUGGCUUGCACAAAGCGACUGCCCACAGGCAGCCGGGCUUCCAGUUGGGUCCCUUGCCCCACAAACCAGGAUCAUUGGAGUACUGGCAAGAGCAGAACAAAGAUCUAGCUCCGGGCCAGAAGCCAAUUGGCACUUGGACCCAUACGCACCUGCAACGAGAUCGGAAUUUCACUCCCGAGGAGAGAGCUGCAUACGUCCCUCCCCCGCGCUCGCCAGGCUAUGAGCGCUUCCAGGAAGAGCUUGAUCAGCGAUUCGACGCGAGGAUCGCUGCCGGUCGUAGCAGCUCCUCUUCAAGCCAAAGCCAUCGUGGCUCCGACAGCCCUCCGCUUCCUGAAGAGGUCGAUGAAGCAAGACCGAAAGGCUGCUGCGGAUGGGUAAAGAAACUAUUGAGUCGUCCUUGAGCACAAACAAAGAAGAAAACCCCAUUCCUUGAGCCCAAAGUUCGGCAAUGAGAGGUCUAUGUUUGCGCUGAGCCUCGAGGCCACGCGAGCUUUGUCACGAGAUGAGGCGGAGUGCAGAGACUUCUUUGCAUACAUCCACUAUGACUGCGGUGUUCUUGACGCUGUUAACUUGAAUUGACCGACGCAUGCCUUCGUGCUUUACCACUGUUAUGCGAAUGUGAUGUAAAUGGUGC